UUACCUUAUCAUGUUACCAUUUUGUAAACAUGGAUAAAAGUAAAUUCCCAAAUAUUAAGGGUACCUAAAUUAGGUCUUUAGCGUCGGGUUUAUUGUUUUGAUCUUUUUUUCCCCCACAUUGUUUAGAAAAGCAGGAUUACUUUGCCUCUAGAAGUGGGGCCUCAUUAGCUGGUUGGACGAUGUCCACUGAAAUCCACACAGGUUCACAUUAUUCGACAUUCGAUAUUAUUUGACAUCCGCCUUUUUUUUGUUGUGGAAUACCAGAAAACACUAGAUCUGUCAGCACGGCUUUGACCUGAAACUCCUCCCUGCAUCACAUGUAGGUUGUGGGGGGGGGGGGGGGGGAAUGGUUCAGGAUGUGUCAUCGCAUCACGAAUGAGAUUAUUUUAGGCCAUCGGGACAAGUUGAGCGACAUCUGAUGGGGUGUUGGAGCUUCUCCCAAAUAGACUAGCAUGUGUCAUCAUUAUUUGUUCUUCUUCAUUUUAAGUGAAACUGUGUCAGUGGGUGUUUUGAGGAAACCACUGAGACCGCUGCAGGUCAGAGGGCCGGAUAAGCUCAUCUUCUCAUCACACCGCUGACUGCAAAGAAUAGAAUAUCAUUAAACAUGCACAUGGGGAAUGACUCCAGAUGUCACGGUUGGCAUCCCCUUGUCCUGCCACUGCUGUGGCGCUAUAGAAUCUUUCUAUGCCGUGACCUUUUCGAGAUACUCAAGGAAAUGAAUGGCAUUCUUCAGGAUUAGUUUUCUCUCGCGCAACACAAAUGUGAUCGUCAAUCCUGCCUUUUAUACGGGACCCUUGCCUGGGCUGCAAGUGUGACCGAAGCGUUUGCAACGGCGUCACGCAGUGAAAUAAAUUCAAUAAAAGGAGUUCUGUCUGUUUUUUGUUGUUGUUGUUUUUACUCUGCAAAGUCUGGGAACAACUGGCGAGACAUUUGACUGCUCAUGUGGAAGCCAGCUCCAAGUCAUGUGCUCGCCCCCGUCUCUGAUCAGGGCCUAACGAGUGGGGAGUUAUGACGUCCUGCUAAGCCUGCGCGAUGGUCCUGCACUCUUCAGGCUGAAAACUGCAGCUUAUAGGUGGAACUAUUUUUCUCUCUCUCUCUUAACUCCCAAGGUUCAUGAUCCAUCAAACCAGCGUACAGCGUUGUACUGUGAGUUCAACUCGGUGGCAGGUUGAGCACCAUGGCUGACCAGGACUAUGACUAUCUGAUCAAGCUGCUGGCACUCGGGGACUCGGGGGUGGGGAAGACCACUUUCCUCCACAGGUACACCGACAACCAGUUCAACCGCAAGUUCACAACCACAGUGGGCAUCGACUUCAGGGAAAAGAGAGUGAUUUACAGGGGGAAAGGUGUCGAUGGGAAGACUGAGAGGAACUUCAAAGUCCACCUUCAGCUUUGGGACACAGCGGGACAAGAGAGGUUCCGCAGCCUCACCACCGCUUUCUUCAGAGACGCCAUGGGCUUCCUGCUGAUGUUCGACUUGACCAAUCAGCAAAGUUUCCUCAACGUCAGGAACUGGAUGAGUCAGCUGCAGGCCAACGCGUACUGUGAUAGUCCAGACAUCGUGCUGGUGGGCACCAAGGCCGACCUGCAGGAUGUGAGGGAUGUUAACGCCAGACAGGCCAGAGAUCUGGCAGACAGAUACGGCAUCCCCUACUUUGAGACGAGUGCGGUGACGGGUGUUGACGUGAACCAGGCGGUGAUCGCCCUCCUGGAACUGGUGAUGAAGAGGAUGGAGCAGAGUCCUCAAGGGGCCCCCAGCACUGAAGACAACGGCAGCUCCGUCACCAGUCAUAAAGUCCAGGAGGCUCCUGUCCGCAGCAUGUGUGGCUGUUGAUGUUUCCACCAGCAGCCACUCUUUUCACAUGUUCCCCCAAUGACAAUACUGCUGUUUUCUGGAGCUUGACAUGGGACAUGCUCGGUGUGAUCUUAAAAUCAACAAAAAAAUGAUCCAUACUGAGGAGGAAAAUCGGGCCCGAUAUUGUUAUUACAGUGUGAAUUCCUCUCUUGACAUCUGCCGUCUGCCAUGUUAUUUAUUUACAGCUUGUGCAUUGUGAGAAUAGAGAGAGAGAGUAGAAGGAAAGGAGUACACGAUUUGUAUAUAGUAAGUGAGUAUUGGUAGUGUUGUAAAAAAAAAAACUGGAAUGUUUCAAAUGCACCAAGGUGUUCAGAAAAGUAAAUUCAUUAUCAGAGAAAAAUACUGUUUUUAUUUGACACAUUGAGGCAUUGAUGGAAGGAAUAUGCAGGCACAUAACGUAUAUUUAUCAUGGAGUAUAAUCAAAAAACAUUUAGGACAUGGUUACAUUUCCUAUAUGAAUGAUCGUUUUUUUUGUUAGAACAACCAAGAUAGCAAAGUCACUUACAUGAUCUAUGACUUUUUUUUUACGACAUGUACAUAAGCAGCCAAGCUUUUUUAUGCAUAAUGGAACAAAGUUGCCAUGCAGAUCGAACACAAGUACAAGAAUGUUAAAGGGUUGUUGGAACAAAUCCUGUAUAGUGCUGCGUUUGGAAUAAAGACGUUUUAUGUUUAGGUUAUGUAUAUGUCAAAGUAUUGUCAUUUACAUGUAAUGCACUAAAAGCUAUACCGGUAUUCUGACUGGAAAUACAAUCCUCACAGACUUUGUUAGCAUCAAUAUUGUUUACACACAUUCUACACAUUGAUUUUGAUUAAAUUAAAACGGAAACAAAAAUGACCUGCAUUCAUGUCAGUGGAUUUUUCCCGACAUGUCAAUCUACAGAAAGACAUUCGUGGAGUCACAAAUAAAAACCAUCACAUCACUUUGGCUGAAGCCCAACAAAAUCUAAAAGGUUAAAAUGAUUUGUGUGCCACAGAAAAGUGUUAUUCAACAUCAAAUUCAACAUCAAAUAAGGUGAAACUCCAUUUCUUAUACAAUAAUACUUAGUUAGUUGUCAUUCAUCUUUCAAAAUCCCGAAACAAUCUGUAUCAAGCUCCUUUGAAUACGUGGUCUUUGGUGUACCUACAAAACAUUCCUAAUGACAGAAAUUAUCCUUAAACGUACACAUCUAUGACAUCAAUUAAAUGGCCUACAAUUCAGCUAAAAUUCAAACUUUUUUUGAUCAGUUAUGUGUUUUCAUGGUGGCGACUGCACUGUGAUUUGGUGACGAGACACAACAAUCUGAAAUGUUCAUCUUGUCUCAAGGAGACGGACAUAAAGAAACGCUUUGUGUGGGACGGGAUGUCGAACAAACGCAUACCAUGCUUAGUAUGAAUGAAUGAGCACAGAAGCACGCCUUACUAUCUGGUAAGUGCGAAUGCCUGCAUUGCCCCGUGUCUUAAACCUCAGCCUAAGCCAGAGAGUCAUGAGACGAGUCAUGUGGCCGGCUUUCAAUCCCCCUUCCCCCCAUAUCCACUAGUCUGCAUCAGUCUUUGCAUGACAGGGUGGACUGUUUUUGAGAACCCAAGAUUAUCUCCAGUUACAAAAAAUAAAGCUUGUUCAUUUGUAGAGGUUUGGUCCCAUGUGGAAUAUAUUAGGGUUCUAUUUUUUAGCUUUCAAACGCCUCUCAUAUAAAGACACUGGUGAUAUUCUUAAGGAAUACACCACCUGGAAUACAAACUAUAGCAAAUAAUUGAAUUUUUACCCUCAAAACAAUCUUCAAAAAGGUUGUAUAAAACUAGCCUAAAAUAUUUUGUUAGUGCCUCACAUGCAAUGUAAUUUAAAUGGUUCAUGCUCUUUAUACGAGAUGCAGUAAGUCAUAUAACAUUCAUUAAUUUCUUCGUUUUAUGACACAAAUACUGGAAUCAACAUGGUUACACAAUGAAUAAAUAACGUUCCCUUCUUUCAACAAAAGCUGUAUAAUAAAUAGUGCAUUCUCUUCUUUAGUAUUCUUUCAUAAUUUAAAUAGUGGUAAACCUUAGUUGUUGAUAUUGAAGAAACUGUCCGAAAAUGUUGCAUUUCCUGAUUUUUUCUCCCCGCGCUAGCGCCAUGAUUUAGGUCUCAAGAAACGGUGGUACCCUCUGCUCCUUCUUGUUUAAAAACAGUUAAACAAUUAAAGUUUAGUUUCACAACUAGUCCUUACAUAGUAGCUGUUACGACUGUAAAUAUGUACACUAACUAAACUGCAGGUGUAAUAGUUUCGACGUAGCUUGCUACCAGUGUUAGCUUGCUAAUAUAAGACCUGUUUAGGUUUAAGAGUAAAAAAGAUCAUGUUCAAUUUGACACAUCUGAACGGUGCGAUAAUGUAAACUUUGGAGAUAUGAAAUUGCACGUCAGAAAAACACUUCAAAUCACAAAAUGAUAUGCAAGUAACAUUAGACCGAAUGAACUUGCAUCAUCGGAUAUCUGCCAAUAGCGCUGACCUGCAUGAAUACCAGCCUAACUCAGAAACAUCUACAAUAAUGCAUUCAAAACAAACAUUUACAAAUAAUUUGCAGAACCCAAUUACAUCCAAGAUAUCCGACUUUGAUGAAAUGCCUUUGUCGAUUUGGGAAGUAACGUUAGUUGAGAAGAUUGCUACCACUGUGUCUGUAUGUUCAGUUAGCUUAUCUUAGCUUAGCUUAAUAAAAGAGACCGGUAAUUUAGGAAACACUAACCUGGCUCUGUCGAAAGGUAACAAAAUCUACCACAACCUGGAAAGCUCACUAUUACCACUUUAUAUCCCUUUUAAAUGUGUACAUGAAAUAGAGACAAUUUGGGUUUUUAUAUUUCUUGGCCCGGAUGACUUCCUACGGUCUGAGGUUGAAACCCAUUUUCUAAACUGCUUCUAAGUUAAUUAGGACUUUACACACAAACGUAGGAAUAGAUUUACAAAUAGCUGGUGCAACUUCAGCCCCAGUUUGGGACUCUGGUGUACAUUCGACUCUCUUUUUCAACUUUUUCACCCUUUUUGAGGUAUUUCUUUUAUUGAUUUUACUUUCUAUAUAAGAAAAAAAUGUAACACAAAACAAGUAUUUCCCAUAAGGAAAACCGCACUUUUUUGAUCGCAUAGCAGACUAAAUGUUUUUUUUAAUCCAGAUAGUUAAAAGUGUCUUUGAGGAUUCUGGAAAUACCUUCACAACAGUGGUAAGUGUUGUUAAUAGACAUUCUGGGUAUAUCUUUUUUGGGAAAUCAAGUUUCUGUGACUUAAAUGCAGCCGCUAGCGUGGCAAUAGACUUGUUGGAAGACAUUUUUAAAUGUCCUAUAAUCUCAAAACCUAAUGUAGGCAGAUACCACUUUCUAAAACUCUGCAUUCUAGUGACAACACAAUAUCGUCUGUCCAUGAAUUUAUGGCUUGUUGUUGGAAUGUCAAACAUUAUUCCAAAAAUUUGAAGUGGACAGUCACACUG
This is a messenger RNA of Cyclopterus lumpus (lumpfish), 5281 nucleotides long. Its product is annotated as ras-related protein Rab-27B-like. NCBI's taxonomy places the organism in Eukaryota, Metazoa, Chordata, Actinopteri, Perciformes, Cyclopteridae. Gene Ontology annotation, cellular component: secretory granule; melanosome. Gene Ontology annotation, molecular function: GTPase activity; GTP binding. Bases 1178 to 1834 code for a protein of 218 amino acids. The record is from RefSeq and is a predicted model, not a curated record. Gene Ontology annotation, biological process: melanosome transport; positive regulation of exocytosis. The transcript is spliced from 5 exons.